AUGCCCGGGCCCCGUGGGGCUGCUGGCGGCCUGGCCCCUGAGAUGCGCGGGGCGGGGGCGGCGGGGCCCGAGGGGGGGCCGGCGGGCGAGAGGGGCGCUGGCGGGGGCGGGGCGCUGGCCCGCGAGCGCUUCAAGGUGGUCUUUGCGCCGGUGAUCUGCAAGCGGACCUGUCUCAAGGGCCAGUGUCGGGACAGUUGUCAGAAGGGCUCCAACAUGACGCUCAUCGGAGAGAACGGCCACAGCACCGACACGCUCACGGGCUCCGGCUUCCGCGUGGUGGUGUGCCCCCUGCCCUGUAUGAACGGCGGCCAGUGCUCCUCGCGAAACCAGUGCCUGUGUCCCCCGGACUUCACGGGUCGCUUCUGCCAGGUGCCGGCUGGAGGAGCUGGCGGAGGCGCUGGCGGCUCAGGCCCUGGGCUUGGCCGGGCCGGCGCCAUGUCCACGGGCGCGCUGCCGCCCCUGGCUCCAGAGGGCGAGUCUGUGGCCAGCAAGCACGCCAUGUACGCGGUCCAGGUGAUCGCCGAUCCGCCAGGGCCCGGCGAGGGGCCCCCUGCCCAGCAUGCGACCUUCCUGGUGCCCCUCGGGCCAGGACAGAUCUCAGCGGAAGUGCAGGCCCCGCCCCCCGUGGUGAACGUGCGAGUCCACCACCCGCCCGAGGCCUCGGUCCAAGUGCACCGCAUCGAAGGGCCCAACGCCGAGGGCCCGGCCCCCUCCCAGCACCUGCUGCCGCACCCCAAGCCCCCGCAUCCCCGGCCACCCACCCAGAAGCCCCUGGGCCGCUGCUUCCAGGACACGCUGCCCAAGCAGCCCUGUGGCAGCAACCCCCUCCCGGGCCUCACCAAGCAGGAAGACUGCUGCGGGAGCAUCGGCACCGCUUGGGGCCAGAGCAAGUGCCACAAGUGCCCCCAGCUGCAGUACACAGGGGUGCAGAAGCCAGGGCCUGUACGUGGGGAGGUGGGCGCUGACUGCCCCCAGGGCUACAAGAGGCUCAACAGCACGCACUGCCAGGACAUCAACGAGUGCGCGAUGCCAGGCAUGUGUCGCCAUGGUGACUGCCUCAACAACCCUGGCUCCUAUCGCUGUGUCUGCCCACCUGGCCAUAGCUUGGGCCCCUCCCGCACACAGUGCAUUGCGGACAAGCCAGAGGAGAAGAGCCUGUGUUUCCGCCUGGUGAGCCCUGAACACCAGUGCCAGCACCCCCUGACCACACGUCUCACCCGCCAACUCUGCUGCUGCAGCGUCGGCAAGGCCUGGGGUGCCAGGUGCCAGCGCUGCCCGGCUGAUGGCACUGCUGCCUUCAAGGAGAUCUGCCCAGCUGGGAAGGGGUACCACAUCCUCACCUCCCACCAGACGCUCACCAUUCAGGGCGAAAGUGACUUUUCCCUUUUCCUGCACCCCGAUGGGCCACCCAAGCCCCAGCAGCUGCCCGAGAGCCCCAGCCGGGCACCACCACCUGAGGACACAGAGGAAGAGAGAGGGGUGAGCACAGACUCACCAGUGAUUGAAGAGCAGUCAGCGCAGCAGAGCCACCCGACUGUCACCGUAUCUCCUGCCCGGCCCUACCCGGAGCUGAUCUCCUGGCCCCCGCCGCCCCAGUUCCUGCCCGACUUGCCCCCGUCCCGCAGUGCGGUGGAAAUCGCCCCUACUCAAGUCACAGAGACGGACGAGUGCCGACUGAACCAGAACAUCUGUGGCCACGGAGAGUGCGUCCCGGGACCCUCGGACUAUUCCUGCCAUUGCAAUCCCGGCUACCGGUCGCAUCCGCAGCACCGCUACUGCGUGGACGUGAACGAGUGCGAGGCAGAGCCGUGCGGCGCCGGGCGGGGCAUCUGCAUGAACACCGGAGGUUCCUACAACUGCCACUGCAACCGCGGCUACCGCCUGCACGUCGGCGCCGGGGGGCGCUCGUGUGUGGACCUGAACGAGUGCGCCAAGCCCCACCUGUGCGGCGACGGCGGCUUCUGCAUCAACUUUCCGGGACACUACAAGUGCAACUGCUACCCCGGCUACCGGCUCAAAGCCUCCCGACCUCCCGUGUGCGAAGACAUCGACGAGUGCCGCGACCCUAGCACCUGCCCGGAGAGCAAAUGCGAGAACAAACCUGGGAGCUUCAAGUGCAUUGCCUGUCUGCCCGGCUACCGCAGCCAGGGGGGCGGGGCCUGCCGCGAUGUGAACGAGUGCGCCGAGGGCAACCCCUGCUCUCCAGGCUGGUGCGAGAACCUUCCGGGUUCCUUCCGCUGCACGUGCGCCCAAGGCUAUGCGCCGGCGCCCGACGGCCGCAGUUGCCUGGAUGUGGACGAGUGUGAGGCUGGGGACGUGUGCGACAACGGCAUCUGUGCCAACACACCAGGCUCCUUCCAGUGUCAGUGCCUCUCUGGCUACCAUCUGUCAAGGGACCGGAGCCGCUGCGAGGACAUCAAUGAGUGUGACUUCCCUGCAGCCUGCAUUGGGGGUGAUUGCAUCAACACCAAUGGCUCCUAUCGAUGUCUCUGUCCCCAGGGGCAUCGGCUGGUAGGCGGCCGGAAAUGCCAAGACAUAGAUGAGUGCAGCCAGGACCCAGGCCUGUGCCUUCCCCAUGGGGUCUGCGAGAACCUGCAGGGCUCCUACGUUUGCAUCUGUGAUGAGGGCUUCACACCCACCCAGGACCAACACGGCUGUGAGGAGGUGGAGCAGCCCCACCACAAGAAGGAGUGCUACCUUAACUUCGAUGACACCGUGUUCUGUGACAGUGUUCUGGCCACCAAUGUCACCCAGCAGGAGUGCUGCUGCUCGCUGGGGGCUGGCUGGGGAGACCAUUGUGAGAUCUAUCCCUGCCCCGUCUACAGCUCAGCUGAGUUCCACAGCCUCUGCCCAGACGGGAAGGGCUAUACCCAGGACAACAACAUUGUCAACUAUGGCAUCCCAGCCCACCGUGACAUCGAUGAAUGCAUAUUGUUUGGGGCGGAGAUCUGCAAGGAGGGCAAGUGCGUGAACACGCAGCCCGGCUAUGAGUGCUAUUGCCAGCACGGCUUCUACUACGACUCGAACCUGCUGGAAUGCGUGGACGUGGACGAGUGUUUGGACGAGUCUAAUUGCCGGAACGGAGUGUGUGAGAACACGCGCGGUGGCUACCGCUGUGCCUGCACUCCCCCGGCCGAGUACAGCCCGGUGCAGCGCCAAUGUCUGAGCCCAGAAGAGAUGGACGUGGACGAGUGCCAGGACCCCACAGCCUGCCGCCCUGGCCGCUGCGUCAACCUGCCCGGCUCCUACCGCUGCGAGUGCCGCCUGCCCUGGGUACCCGGACCCUCAGGCCGCGACUGCCAGCGCCCCGAGAGCCCGGCCGAGCGUGCCCCGGAGCGGCGGGACGUGUGUUGGGGCCAGCGCGGAGACGACGGCAUGUGUGCAGGCCCCCUGGCCGGACCCGCCCUCACCUUCGAUGACUGCUGCUGUCGCCAGGGCCGAGGCUGGGGAGCCCAGUGCCGUCCGUGCCCGCCGCGCGGCGCUGGGUCCCAGUGCCCGACGUCGCAGAGUGAAAGUAAUUCUUUCUGGGACACGAGUCCCCUGCUGCUGGGGAAGCCCGCCAGAGAAGAGGACAGCUCAGAGGAGGAUUCGGACGAGUGUCGCUGCGUGAGCGGCCGCUGUGUGCCGCGGCCGGGCGGCGCAGUGUGCGAGUGCCCCGGCGGCUUCCAGCUGGACGCAUCCCGCGCGCGCUGCAUCGACAUCGAUGAGUGCCGAGAGCUGAACCAGCGCGGGUUACUAUGCAAGACCGAGCGCUGCGUGAACACGAGCGGUUCCUACCGCUGCGUCUGCAAAGCUGGCUUCGCGCGCAGCCGCACGCAUGGAGCCUGCGUGCCCCAGCGCCGCCGCUGACACCACCCUCCGCCUGGACCUUCGCAAUCACCGAGGGGUUUCCGCCCAACACUUGGGGCGAGCUCGGCUUCUCGCUGUUGCCCCGACUCGGGGCUCGGACCCAGGGACCCUUCGGGCCCGUAGACCCCUUCCCCGCGCCCGAUGUUCCAAGGGCGCCCCUGCCGGUUCCGCCUGGCUCACAGGCAGAUGUUGGGUGUCUCUGGCGCUGCCGGCCUUCCUUCCAGAGGGCAUUUCCCAGAAACUGAUAAAUCAGAUCGUUUCUCUUUACUCUUGGUUUUCGAAGUAAAUUGAUGUUCAUGUCCAUGA
Odocoileus virginianus texanus is the source of this 4155-nucleotide messenger RNA. RefSeq names its product latent transforming growth factor beta binding protein 3 (gene LTBP3). Gene Ontology annotation, molecular function: calcium ion binding. Lineage: Eukaryota; Metazoa; Chordata; Mammalia; Artiodactyla; Cervidae. The record is from RefSeq and is a predicted model, not a curated record.